Messenger RNA from Trichoderma asperellum CBS 433.97, 1072 nucleotides. RefSeq lists its product as uncharacterized. The record is from RefSeq and is a predicted model, not a curated record. Gene Ontology annotation, cellular component: intracellular anatomical structure. Gene Ontology annotation, molecular function: pyridoxal phosphate binding. NCBI's taxonomy places the organism in Eukaryota, Fungi, Ascomycota, Sordariomycetes, Hypocreales, Hypocreaceae.
CAACUUGUCACCGCAAAAAAAGCAAACCUCAUACCCAAAAAAUAAAAGUCAAAUUUCUUGAAAUCUUAUAGUACUAAGAAAUGAGUGAAAACGCCACUGAAGAAAUGCGCAUCGACCCCGCCAGAGCUCAGGCUCUCAUCUCCCAACUCAGCGCUGUCAAGGACCGCAUCGCAACAGCCGCUCAGGGCCGAAACGUCCGCCUCGUCGCCGUCUCGAAGCUAAAGCCAGCAAACGACAUCCUCGCCCUCCACAAAUCACCGGCUUCUCACACCCACUUUGGCGAAAACUACGCCCAAGAAUUAUCCCAAAAAGCAGAGCUGCUGCCCCGGACCAUCGACUGGCACUUCAUCGGCGGCCUCCAGUCCGGCCACUGCAAGAACCUCGCCAAGAUCCCGAACCUCUUCUGCGUCUCCAGCGUCGACUCCCUCAAGAAGGCCCAGCUCCUCAACUCGUCUCGCACCGCCAAUCCGGAUCUUCCGAAGCUCAACAUCCACGUCCAGGUCAACACCUCUGGCGAGGAGGCCAAGUCCGGCUGCGCUCCCGGUGCCGAUACCGUCUCUCUCUGUCGUGAAAUUGCUCAGAACUUGCCGGGCCUCAACCUCCUCGGCCUCAUGACCAUUGGCGCCAUCGCCCGUAGCCAGGCCACCACUGUAGAGAAUGAGAAUGAGGAUUUUGAGGCUCUGAGAGAGCAGAGGGAUUUGGUGGCCAAGGAGCUUGGACUGAGCCCCGAGAGCCUGGAGCUGAGCAUGGGAAUGAGCGAAGAUUAUGAAGGAGCUAUUGCACAGGGGAGCAGUGAAGUGAGGGUUGGCAGCACCAUCUUUGGACAGAGGCCAGCCAAGUCGGAUGCCAAGAUAAAGGAGUAGGCAUAGAAAACAGAAGAAAAAAAAGGAAAAAAAAAAAAAAACAUAUAAUUUGAAUACACACAGUAUAUUCUGAUCAUAACGGGCAAUGUUGGAAAGUAGAUUCAUGGCCAUAUUUAGACAACUAGUCACGAUCAAACAGUUAAUUGAACGAAUCAAACAACAACUAAAAUAAAUAAUGGUAAUAAAAGGUGGUAUCAACAACAGGAUCC